This is a messenger RNA of Salvelinus fontinalis (brook trout), 1191 nucleotides long. It is a transcript of the gene hoatz, whose product is annotated as HOATZ cilia and flagella associated protein. The transcript has 5 exons. Gene Ontology annotation, biological process: cilium assembly. Bases 199 to 732 code for a protein of 177 amino acids. Lineage: Eukaryota; Metazoa; Chordata; Actinopteri; Salmoniformes; Salmonidae. The record is from RefSeq and is a predicted model, not a curated record.
GCGUCCUGUCGCCUUGGUAACAGACGCGCUCUCCACACUUCCGGGUUGCCAAAAACGAAACAUUUUCACAUUGUAUCAUCUCUCCAUUUAGCUAGCUAGCAAUAUCAAUGUUCGUCUGUGGCUCGGUUACUUUAUAAUAUUGAUGAUUCGGUGAUAUCCGCUCUGUUGUUGGUUGGUAAAAACACACUGGCUAUCGUAAUGUGUGAGUCAGAGCUGCGGGCUGGGGUAACGGAGGAGGAGAGGAGAGAGGCAGAGCAGUUAGAGACAGAGUUGGAUAAAUACUUUUUCACCGUGUUUGACGGCUCGUCUCCAGAAGACGUGUCUCACGCCAAGCAGCUGUGGACCUCUCUGUCACUGCUGCCUCCGCUAGAGUCCCGCCUGGUCAACGCAGACAUCCGCCAGAGGCUGCCAAUAGCCCCGACAAACCACGAUGAGACACUUCUGGUAGUCGGAGAGAGGCUGCAGGAGGCUCGCCAUCAGAAGCAGAGACAGGAGGACAGGCUGCAGGAGGCUCGCCAUCAGAAGCAGAGACAGGAAGAGAGACAGAGAUACAUGGACAUGGCCAGACAGAGAGAGGAGACCAUCAACAUGCUACAUCAACAGAGGAAGAAGAGGAUACAGAGGGAAACAGUCUCGCUCCUCUACAAGCCCAGACAGAGGGACAGGAGUGAGAGGCUGGCUCUUAACCCCCCAGAGGAAACAGACGUGGAGGAGGUCCGAAGGCUUCAGUAACACACGGACCUCGGUGUCAGUACAGAAGCAGGUGGAUCCUGCAGGAGUUGAUGUUUUAAUUACAAUGACUUCCUGUUUUUAUAAAGUCUGUCUGUAUGAUUAACUGGGGGGAAAUAUUUUCCUUUUUUGUAUAAAGGAGAUGUUAUCUUUAAGAGAGAGGGAUGUCCGUUCUUUAAAUUGUCCGUUGUUUAAAAGAGCGGGAUGUCAAAAGUUUGGACACUACAGACGUUUUCAUGAGAAGACCGAUUGUCGGGAUGUCUCGUGGUCUACCGCUGUAGGUAGGCCACCUUUCACUGCAGAUGAGGCAGUCCAACAUAGACGGAUGUGGUGGAGUGAGACUCAGCCCAUGAAAAAACAGAUAUCUCUAGCUCUAACUUACGAAAAUGUCUGUCGUUCUCUGUUUCUCUGUCUGUCCAUCUGGCAAUUCAAUUCAAUAAAUGCUUUGCCACUGUUACCAAA